UACAAGGGGACUGCAGCAAUGAAGUGUGAUCGAUCAUCAAGCCUAAUAGAGGGCUAAUCCUUCACUUGUUUGUUUUGUGGUGUAUUAUUACAUUUUGCACCAUGCCUUCUCUCUUCGCUAGAAACCAGAGGUUCUCAUUGGCUACUCUCCUGCUUCUUCUGGAACUAUUGACAGGAAACCUUCGCAUGGCAGAUGCUCAAAUUGGUGUGUGUUAUGGCAUGCUGGGCAACAAUCUACCGUCAGCAAACGAUGUUAUAGGUCUUUAUAGAUCAAAUAACAUAAAGAGAAUGAGACUCUAUGAUCCUAAUCAAGCUGCUCUAGAAGCACUUAGAAAUUCUGGCAUUGAACUCAUUCUUGGGGUGCCAAACUCUGACCUUCAAGGCCUUGCCACCAAUCCUGACACUUCUCGUCAAUGGGUGCAAAAAAACGUGUUGAACUUUUGGCCUAGUGUCAAAAUCAAGUACGUGGCAGUUGGAAAUGAAGUGAGUCCCGUUGGAGGCUCUUCUUCGGUAGCCCAAUAUGUUCUACCUGCCAUCCAAAAUGUAUACCAAGCAAUAAGAGCUCAAGGCCUUCAUGAUCAAAUCAAGGUUUCAACAUCUAUUGACAUGACCCUAAUAGGAAACUCUUUCCCUCCAUCGCAAGGUUCCUUCAGGGGUGAUGUGAGAUCAUACCUAGAUCCCAUAAUUGGGUACUUGGUAUAUGCAAAUGCACCAUUACUAGUCAAUGUGUACCCUUAUUUUAGUUACACUGGUAACCCCCGUGACAUAUCACUUCCCUAUGCUCUUUUCACAGCACCAAAUGUUGUGGUAUGGGAUGGUCAAUAUGGGUACCAAAAUUUGUUUGAUGCUAUGUUGGAUUCAGUACAUGCAGCCAUUGAUAACACUAAGAUUGGUUAUGUGGAGGUUGUUGUAUCCGAGAGUGGGUGGCCAUCAGAUGGAGGAUUUGCUGCCACUUAUGACAACGCACGCGUGUACUUAGACAAUUUGGUUCGUCGUGCUAAUAGAGGAAGCCCAAGAAGGCCUUCGAAGCCCACUGAGACUUAUAUAUUUGCCAUGUUCGAUGAAAAUCAAAAAAAUCCAGAGAUAGAGAAACAUUUUGGGCUCUUCAAUCCCAACAAACAAAAAAAAUACCCAUUUGGGUUUGGAGGAAAGAGGCUAGGGAAAGUUGUUAUUGACGACUUCAAUGCAACAACUUCCAUUAAGAGUGAUGUGUAAGGUUGGAAUCCUACUCCUCAAAAUCUCUGUUAUUCCACCCAUAAAAUAAGAGAGAAUAUGUUGUUUGUGUGAAAUAUGUAUAUAUCCUUCAGUCUUGGAUGAAUAAAAUUUGUGAAAAGUUGAUAAAGAUGAAGCUAUAUAAUAUGAGACAUUCUCUCCUA
Messenger RNA from Glycine soja, 1375 nucleotides. RefSeq names its product glucan endo-1,3-beta-glucosidase, basic isoform-like. The record is from RefSeq and is a predicted model, not a curated record. Gene Ontology annotation, biological process: carbohydrate metabolic process. NCBI's taxonomy places the organism in Eukaryota, Viridiplantae, Streptophyta, Magnoliopsida, Fabales, Fabaceae. Gene Ontology annotation, cellular component: plasma membrane. Gene Ontology annotation, molecular function: hydrolase activity, hydrolyzing O-glycosyl compounds. Bases 102 to 1214 code for a protein of 370 amino acids. The transcript has 2 exons.